Symbiodinium sp. CCMP2456 is the source of this 165-nucleotide messenger RNA. NCBI's taxonomy places the organism in Eukaryota, Dinophyceae, Suessiales, Symbiodiniaceae. The record is from the annotation of a GenBank genome assembly.
AUGGAUUACGACCCCUCGACCGGAACGCUCUUCACAGGGUCCAAGGAUGGCAUCUCUCUUUGGACUGUGAAGACCUCCGACAUGGGAGGACUGCUUGCUCCGACAAGACGGACCUUCGCAUGCACGCUGCAGUCAGCUUUGGAGUUCCAAACGAGAGCAACCUGA